AUGGCCCAGCGCCCGGCCCUCCGUGCCGCUCGCGGUGGAGUGCUGCUAACGCUUGGCUCGGGUCUGGGNNAGGACUGCAUCUUCGCACUGGCUUUCGGAUUUUCUCGCUGCCUGCUCUUCGACAUCCUGUGCGAGUCCAUGGUGGCGGCAUGGUGGACAGUACGGGAGCGCCACGGCUACGCUGAGCGCAUGGAGUACCGAUGUGCGGAUGUCAAGCAUCUUGAAAGCUUUGGCGACGCAUCUCUUGUUCGAAUACCACAGGGGCCGGCCUGUGAUCUGGACUGCCGCCGCUCCUUGCACCGGAGGCUUUCCCUCGAGAUGGCACCCGGUGCUCUCUUGGCCUCAGCAUCGCUCCCGCUGGCCGAUGGGCUGCAGGUCGUGGACAAGUUCGUUGUCAAGCACCAGUACGAAGAGCACCUUGUCUCUGAGUUCACCCGGGCCGCGGCAGAAAGGCUGCGAGGCGAGUGCUUCGCGCUGGCAUCGCCGGAGUAUUUCCUUGCCAUAGAAUCGGAAGAUUUUGCCUGCACGGGCCCAUCCGAGAGUCUUGCGGAUGGCGCGGUGCUGCUGGCACCCCUGGAGGAUGUCAUGGUCGGAGCAGCUCGCCUGCACUACGUGGCGCCGAGCAGAUAUGUCCUAAGAGCCAUGCCUAGCCUUGCGAAUUUGGCGAACAAGGAGCUCCGGUUUGCGCUGCUCGCACUUUUCCCCUCUGCAGAUUUGAAGUUGGUGAGCGAGGCUGCACGCUGCGGCGACUUAGACGUGGCUAGUGACUUCAUCAGAAAUGCCCUCUCCGAGUGUGCCACUGCCACAGCUGCAGCCGCGACGGUCAGCGACCCGCCUUCGGACCCUCUGCCCGUCGAGGUGCCUGAAAAAAGCGCGAUCGGGGAUGCGAAGGAAGAGGCCGAGCCGGCUUCUCCCCCCCUCGCCGAGCCACCACCUGUCAGGCAUUUCCCCAAAGAGGCCAUCGAGGCAGCGACUCACGAGGUCGUGAAAGCAAAAGCUACCCGAUCUGGCUACGAUCCAGCUAGGCCGGCGCAGGGGUCACUGACUGCUGAUGGCUGGGAGAUAAAAUGCCAUGUCAAUCUCCACAAGACCUGCCAAUCGCUCCGGACAUUGGAGUAUCCGACAGAGAAGCGGAGCACUGCCGCUGAGACUAUCUUGCGCAAUGUGGGCACCGACAACACGGCCGCCUUUGCUGCCGUAUGCUUCGAGCGGAUGAUGCAGCGAGAACAGGAGAUGGAUGAUGAUUUCUGCGUAUUCUACCAUCACUACAACAGCGCUUCCCUCCUGUACGAAGUCCAGGCAGAGAUCGCAAGGCAUGCCUUCCGGCUGCCAGACACCUUCGCCCCCCUCCCCCGUAUCUUCUCGGGACACUUCAAGGGAGCGACCAUCAGCAAGCUAAAGGCGGCUUUUGAGACACAAAAUGCUCUGAGUGGCCAGGAUCACGACCCCUGGUUUCGCUCCCUGGCCAUUUCGGCCUCUCCCACGCUCUUUGCCUUCGGCUCGGAGGCGCCGCCCCUGAGCUGCUUCCGACAAGGCUACGGUUGCACCGACCUUUCCUUUCAGGGCCUGCUAACGAAGAUGCUGGAGGACGCCCUGGCAGUGACAAGUCGCACGGCUGCAGAUCUUUGUGCCAAGUUGGCCGAGGUGGGCGCGAGCUUCGGUUUGCAAGUGCAGGGCUAUGGCCACAAGGGCAACAGCAGCAUCAAGCGCUUGGGGGGCCAGAUGCUGCAGAUCUUCAUCCACAAGGAUCACGUGGCUGAGCACGUCUACCAUUGCCUGGCAUUCGGUGUGCCCAUUGCCACCGAUGUCCGGCCGUGGCUGGCAGACCCGGAGAGGGCGAAGAAGCCCCUGGACGGACAGGUGCGGAUCCUCUUCGAUCCGGAGCUCUUCGUAGACGGCCGUGGACAGCCCUGCCGUGGCCAACUCUUUCACUACUGCGGG
Molecule: messenger RNA, 1941 nt
Organism: Symbiodinium necroappetens
Lineage: Eukaryota; Dinophyceae; Suessiales; Symbiodiniaceae
Source: the annotation of a GenBank genome assembly